Molecule: messenger RNA, 1672 nt
Organism: Hippocampus comes (tiger tail seahorse)
Lineage: Eukaryota; Metazoa; Chordata; Actinopteri; Syngnathiformes; Syngnathidae
Product: angiopoietin-related protein 4-like
Exons: 7
Coding region: 65-1360 (431 amino acids)
Biological process (GO): triglyceride homeostasis
Molecular function (GO): enzyme inhibitor activity
Source: RefSeq, a predicted model, not a curated record
UACAAUUCCGUCUGCACCACAAAACAAACCACAAGAUCAUCAUUCGAAUCCAAACAGGCCAAAGAUGAAGACGCUUCAGACUGCCAUCCUCGUCCCCGUGCUGCUCUUGAACGCCGCGGCGGGAUUCCCCGCGGCCAGGGGGGACAAGUACGCCUCGUGGGACGACGUCAACGUGGUGGCCCACGGCCUGCUCCAGCUGGGCCAGGGCCUCAAGGAGCAUGUCAUGAAGACCAAAGCUCAGAUGAGGGACGUCAACAGCCAAUUGAAAGCCUUCAACGCCACCAUCGUCUCACUGGAGAGAAAGCGGCACGAGCAAGACGAAGCCCUGGAGGCCAUCCGGGAGGAGAAGGAAAGGAUGGAUGGGGAGAUGAUGAAGCAGACCAAGGACAUCCGCUCUCGCGUGAACGCACUCGAGCAGAAAGUGGACGAAGUGCUUAAAAUGACAAUGGAAGUCAGCUUCAAAGGAGACAACUCGACAAUGUUAUUUAUCCAGAGAGUCGUGGCAGCGCAGAACAGACGCAUCGACCACCUGGUUGACAAGAUCAAGCAGCAACAAGACAAACUGGACAAGCAGAGUUUACACCUGCUGACGCUGCAGAACAAGGUUGCACACAAGGGAGUCCGAUUCCUCAGGCGCAGGCAUGAGGAGACAACACUGAGAGGAGAUUCGGUGCCAAGUGACACCCAAACAGGUUUCGCUCAAGAUUGCCACGAUCUGUUUGUAAGGGGGCAGCGAACCAGCGGAAUUUACACAAUCCAAGCACAGAACUCGCAGCCCUUCAACGUCCUCUGCGAAAUGACUACAGAAGGUGGAUGGACCGUCAUCCAGAAACGCCUCGAUGGGUCCGAAAACUUUAACCACCUUUGGGAGAGCUACCAAAAAGGCUUCGGCAGCCUGAAUGGCGAGUUUUGGUUGGGCCUGGAGAACAUUCACACAAUCUCCGAACAAGGCCAGUACCUGCUGCAGGUGGAGUUGACGGAUUCGACAGGAGAGAGCCACGCGAAUCUCUAUCGCGUCCAAAUUGAUGGCAAGGAAAAAAACUACGCUCUCCACCUCGAGCAAAAUUCAACGUCUGGAGCUCAGGGGGGAAGCCUAAUGACGGGAGCCGCGGGUCUUCCUUUCUCCACAGCCGACCGUGACAAUGAUCUCGCCGCAGACGUCAACUGUGCUGAGCUUCACUCAGGAGGAUGGUGGUUCAGCAGCUGUGGCGCCUCAAACCUCAACGGCAAAUAUCCCAGAAGGCCCGGCCCGGUCAGAUGGCAGCCGAGGAGGAUGUUUUGGACCAACACAAUGGGGCAAAAAAACUCUCUGAGUACAACUCUUAUGAAGCUUGCACCGAUUUCAAUAAGCCAGCAAUAAAGUCUUGAGGAAACUGCAGCAGAGAGCCAAAGCAAGCUGAGAAAACGAGCGUUUAUGAUGCAACAACUUCAGACUGAAACAACUGGCUGACAAACUCAACAAGCACAUUUAUCACCUGUUUAUUGCACUGAAUGAUCAUAAUUGUUUCUAUGCUAUGCCAUAAGAUUUCUCUGUCACAUUGACAAUCGCAAGUAUUCCCUUUAUAAGGUCUUUUUAAACAUAAUUAUAAGUUGUGUAUUAUUUCCUUCAAUUAUUUUAUGCUUCAAAUAUAUCAUUUGUAAGAAGUGAGUGAAAUAAAAUUUGUAUUCUUCA